AUGCCUAGAAAGAACCGGAUCCCGGCCCCUGCGGUCCAGAAUCGCGAUAACCAGCGUCGCUCACGUGCGCGGCGUCGGCAACUAAUUGAGGAGCUUCAACACAAACUCCAGGACUACGAACGUCGGGGCGUUCAGGCCAGCAUUGGCAUGCAGCGGGUGGCUCAGGCUGUUGCAUGGGAGAAUAAACAUCUCCGUGGCCUACUCCAUCUCCGGGGGGUUUCGCAACAUGAUAUCGAUGCUCACCUCUCGCUGACGGGGUCUAUUGGCACUGAACCCAAUCCAUGCCAUCGAGAAUUUCUUCAGAGAGGCACUAGUCCACUUUCGCCUCGCGCACAACGAUGCAAUGCGAUGAAACAGCCGUCUACCGACAAGUCACGCACAAUCGCGACCUAUCCACAGGACAUGGACAAUAUUCCACGGCCUCUAAGUACGCCACCCUUCAACUCCCCGUCGUCUAUAACAAGUCGCGGACUGGAAACUCCAGCUCCUGCUAGAUCGACUCGGUCAGCAGAUGUAGCAGAGAGGGGUGGCGUCGCCACCACAAACCGCGACCACCAGAAGGGUCCUUCCUACGAUUCACCCACCACUCAACUCCCAGACCGUGCGAGUAUCUCCUUCAUUUGUAAUGAUAGCUUCCCUGAUGAUGGUAGCCGCACAGACAUACUCCCACCGGUGACGGACUGCUUUUGCCCACCUGACUCACCUGUUUCCGUCUCAGGCCACUGGAACAGAGGACUAUCUUGCAAGACAGCGAUUGAAAUCUUAACUGGGCUGUAG
Molecule: messenger RNA, 777 nt
Organism: Emericellopsis atlantica
Lineage: Eukaryota; Fungi; Ascomycota; Sordariomycetes; Hypocreales; Bionectriaceae
Exons: 2
Coding region: 1-777 (258 amino acids)
Source: RefSeq, a predicted model, not a curated record